Molecule: messenger RNA, 384 nt
Organism: Blumeria graminis f. sp. triticale
Lineage: Eukaryota; Fungi; Ascomycota; Leotiomycetes; Helotiales; Erysiphaceae
Source: the annotation of a GenBank genome assembly
AUGAAGAUCUUCAGUCUUGUUCCAUUGGCAGCUAUUUUGAACUUUCUGACGCCUGUACUUGCGACUUCAAACUACAAAUGUGAGAGAUAUGUUGUGGGCGGGAAGUACGUAGAUGAAGCAGUUGAUGAAGCAUACGCUAAAGUGGCCGAAAAUAUGCCCGCAAAUUUCGAUCACGAGGCGCAACUUCGCAAAGGAUACAUCAGAAUUAAAAUGAAGACCUCAUUUGUAACUUCUGAGGUCCUAAUAACUGCGGGAUUUACGAGGAAUAAGGAAGUCCUUUCGGUAAAGGCUGUACUUCAAAAUAGACAAUAUCCAUUCGAGCCAACAACUUUGCCCGCUUCUAGGAUCAUCCCUAUAAGUAUCCCAACUUCAAACACUGGGUAG